AUGUACAGAGAACCAGUCAACACGACGGGAAAUGAGGUGUCACAGUUAUUUGUUUACUGUCUUGAUAAUAAUCUUCAGACAAUAAAUCUUGUCAUUGGAACCGCGAUAACCACGACGAACAUAGACUGCAAAGGGAAAGCUUUUCACUGUGUUAAUACAACGCAUUUUAAAAUAUGUGUUGACUUCGGUGGUGUUUCGAAAACUGUUGACGACUUCCUCAUACCCUGUCCACCUAGCACAGUGUGUACAGACAAUAAUUAUUUUGAAUGUGAAUAUCAGAUUCCGGUCACUUCUACAGCAGUGUCAAUACAUAGUGAUGCACCGAAUGAAGCUACCAAUGAAAUGGUAUCAAAUGAUUGGGAAGUAUUUGGUGUUACUACAUUCCAUCCUGUAAAUAGUAAUGACAGAAAAAUAGAGCUUACGGAAAGUAGCACUAUACGUACAGCUGAAAUAGUCUCUGAAGCAGCUUCUGAAACGGCAGACAUAUUAAAUUAUACACCUGUAAAAGAUUUAAUCGAAACUGUUACUGAUAGUGCGCAUAGAUUACAAAAUACAACAAGAAGUGACCUGAUCGAAGCUGGAAACAAUCUUAUAUCUAAUGAUUUAAUAUUGAAUGAUAAUUUGACACUUAGAACAAUAACAACUGCAGAUGAUGUUAAAACUAAUGAUAGUAAUUUAAACACCAAUAUUUUCUCUGCAGCAGUAACCGCAGGAAAUUACCCUGCUACUGAAAGUGUAAUACCGAUUGAAUUAUUUAAUACUAUUCAAACAACACCUUCGAAUACUGUAGAGGGUGCGGAUUUGUCAUCAACUACAUUACUCAAGGGGAUUGAUUAUUUUAACACAUAUAGUUUGCGUACUUCAGAAACUAAUACAAAAAACUCUAGCAAAGAUAUUGAAUUAUCGAUGGGUUUAAAUGAACCUGUUAAAACGACGCCUAUGGAAAAUAUAGCAUAUAAAGAAUCAAUUUCAUCAACAUUGCAUACCCCUAUCGCAACAGAUAAUAAUUUUAGUAUAAGUAGAUUAUCCACAGGAGAGACCACUUACUCAGGUACCGAAAGUAUAAUAGAAACAUCCACAAAUAUCACAGAAAUUAAAAGCAAUGCAACAAGUAAAAAUGAAACAUGGAUUGAUUUAUACAAUACAGAAAAUGCCCAUUUAAGUACUGAUAUUAUUUUAGCUGCAUCAUCUUCUACUGUGGCAUAUAAGGCAAAUGAAAAUUACAUAGUAAAUUCAACACCAGAUACCAUUAAUUACAAUUUAAGUUUUGAUACUGAGUCCACUAAUAGUCAGCAGAGCACAGUAAGUCACCAGGAUGUAAAGUCUUCAACAACAAUAUCAACUAUUGCGAAUGUUUCCGAGGAUUCGUCUCAAAAUAGAUUAGAAGAUUUUUUGAUGCACAAAAAUGACAUAAAUAAGACACUCUCAUCAAGCGUACAUGCUAUUAAUACAACGGAAAAAGAAACAAAACAAUAUGAUUUACACUCUCCAGUUAUAAGUACAAGCACUUUAACUGAAACCAGUACAACGACAUCUUCACCACAUAUAUUAGGUUUGGUGAUAACAGCUGCACAACAAGAUGCAAAAGUCAGCAAUUUACGGAAGACUCAAGCGAACGAUGAAGCACUUACACAUAGCAGAAAUAUUGAAUCUAAUGUGGAGUUUCUAACAACUACACCAUACUUUUCCGCAAUAAAAGAUAAUAUUCCUAUUAUUGAAAUCAUUACACAGAAGCAAUCAAUGAACAACUUAUCUGCUACCACUGAAGCCGAUAAUACGAACGAUACGCCCCAGAAUACGACAACGAUAAAUGUAAAUUUUUCCUACUACUUACCAACUACUACGAGAGCCAAUAGUACUAACAUUAUACUUAAGGAUAUGAAUGUGAUAGAUGUAAAUGCUUCUGAUAAACUAACUACAGCCACUAAACUAACUAAUAUUGAUAAUAAACUCAAUGGUACGAAAACUAUAAAAAUCAAAGAUACUGACAACCUACCUACUACUAUUAAAACUGAUAAUACUAAAAGUUUAUCUAUGGAUAUAAAUGAAUUUCAAUUAAAUGGUACUAAUAAAUUAAGUAUAACUAAAACUAAUAAUUCUAACCUUGCAAACGAAGAUGUCAUUGAUAUAGAUGUUUUCACGAAAGCACUCAAGGAUUCGGAUUCGAAACUCACAGACUUGCCUAAUACCAAGGAAGCCACGAUUACUAACAAUACACUCAGGGAUAUGAAUGUGAUAGAAAUAAAUGCAACUGACAAACUAAAUACUACCACUGAAGCAGCUAAUAUUAACAAUACACUGAAAGAUACGAAAAUGAUUAAUGUGAAUGCUACUGAUAACUUAACUGCUGCCACUAAAGCGGACAAUAUUAAUAAUAAAAUCAAGGGUAAUAUAGCGAUAAACGUCAGUACAAUUGACAAUUUAAUUAAUGCCUUUGAAACUAAUAAUACUAAUAAAGCAAUCAAGGACACGAAAGCCACAGACGUAAAUAGUACUGAUUAUUUAUUUACUACUACGAAAGCUGAUAGUACUAACAAUAUACUCAAAGAUACGAAUGUAUUAUAUGUAAAUGCUACAGAAAAACUAACUACAUCCACUAAAGCGCCUAAUAUUACCUAUACAGUGAAUGAUACGAAAACGAUAAAUGUGAAUGUUAUUGAUAGCAGUAUCAAUGGUACUACCACAGAAGUAGACAAUAUUGACAACGCACUCAAGGAUUCAAAUGCAAUAGAUGUUAAAGGUAUUGACUAUAUAACUAUUGCCAAUGAUAUCAACAAUGCUAACAAAACGCUCGAGGAUACCAAAGUGAAAGAAGUAAAAUCUACUGACAACCUGAUUACUGCUAUUAAAGACAAUAAUAUUAACAGUGGACCCAAGGAUACCAUAGAUGUAAACGCUACUGAUAACUUAACUCUUGCUACAGAAGCUGGUAAUACUAAUAAUGAACUUAAGAAUUCGUCUGUAACGGGCGUAAGGUUUAUUGAUACCUCCAUUGUCAAUAAAGAUAAUGGUAUUAACAAAUCACUCAAUGAUAUGAAUGCGACGGACGUGAAUACAACGGGUAAGUUAUCUACUGCCACUGAAGUCAAUAACACUAACAUUGCACAUAAUAACACGAUCGCUAUUAAUGUCAAAGUUAUUAGUAAUUUUACUGAUACCAUUAAAGCCAAUAAUAUUAACAACACACUUUACAAUAUUAAAGUAACAGACGCAAAUUCUACUGACAACUUACCUACCGCUACGAAUGCUGGUAGUAUUAACAAUACGCUCAAGGAUAUGAAAGUGAUAGAUGUAAAUGCUACUGACAGAUUAACUACAGCCACUGAAGCACUAAAUAUCAGCAAUACACUCAAGGAUACUAAAACAACAAAUAUCAUAACUACCGAUAACUUAGCUGCCACUGAAGCAGAUUAUAUUGACAUUGUACUCGAGGCUACAAAUGAUAUAGAUGUCAAAGCCAAUGAAGUCAUUAAUACUAACAAAAUUACAAAGGAUACGAAAGCGAUAGAAGAAAAUUCUACUACUAAUUUUGUAGUCGAGAAUUCGAAAGUAACAAAUGUAAAUUAUAUUGAUCAUAUGCUUACUGCCACUAUAGUCGGUAAUAUUAACAACGCACUUAAUGAUACGAAAGCGACAGACAUAAAUGUAAUUGCCAGCUUAGCUACUGCCUCUAAAGUUGAUAAUACUAACAAUGCACUAAAGCAUGCGAUCGCAAUUGAUGGCAAAGUUGCUCCCAGUUUGACUAAUCUUAUGGAAGCCAACAACACUAACAAAACGUUUGAAAACGAACAAAUGAAAGCAACAGGCGCAAAUUUUAAUUUUAAAUCUAUUGACAAUAUUUCUACUGCCACAAAAGCCAAUAAUACUAACAACACCCUUAAUGAUAUAAAUCUGGCAGAAACAUAUGCAACUGAGAACUUAACGAAUGCCAUUCAAGUCGAUAAUACUACACUUAGGAAUACAAAUGUAACAUAUGUAAAUUGUAUCGACUAUUUAUCUACUGCUAGUAAAGUCGAUAAUAUUAACAAUGAUGAAACCUUAAAUGCUGCCACUGAAGUAGAUAAUACUAACAGCAGACUCUGGGAUCCGAAUACAGACAUUAAUUUUAAUGUUAACUUACAACACGUCAAUACACUCAAGGAAAUGAAAGCGAUAGAUGUAAAUACAAUUGACAAUUUAAUUACUGCUACUGAAGCCAAUAAUACCAACAAAGCACUGUAUGAAUUGAAAGCGAUAGAUGAAAAUGGUAUUGACAGUUCAACUAUGGCUAUUGAAACUUCUGAGUCUUACAAUGUAUUGAAAGGCAUGACACCAAUUGAUGUACCACCAAUUAAUAUUGUAUUAAUUACAACAAAUCAAUCUCAUAUUCUAAAUGAUACAAGUUUAAAAGAUUUUAGGGAAAACGUAAUGCCAUUGGAUAAAGCUGAUAAUAACAUAAGUACUACAGAAUUACAAAAUUAUCUAAACGCUAAUAUUUACAGUGACAAUAUUACUGAAAAUGCAAGUAACAAAAAUAAUUUGCAUUCAGUGGCCGCUAAAUCGAGCGAAGGCUAUACUUUGAUAUAUAACAAUGAAAAUUUUACAUUAACUAACACCACUUUAGAGGUAAAUAAGUUAAACACAAAUAAUAAAAACAAUACCCUAACAUAUGACACAGGUAUCAUCAUUCCUGAAAACAACGUAAAUGUUUCAAGUUUCAUCUCACUAUUAGAUAUAAAAAAACAGGGUAAAAAUAUAAGCAAGGUAGAACAGGAGUUUAGCAAUUUAAAUAUACAAGAUAAAAGUAUAUCAAACCAGCAAAUAAAAAAUGCAACUAAACUAUUAAUGAUUUUAAGUUCUGUAACAAAGAAACCAUUUCUCAUCCAAAACGUAACUUUGGAAAUUGCAAACAUACAUGAUACAUUUGGAGAUGCGUUAAACAUCACGACUAUAAACACAUACAACACAUUAAGCAAAACUCAAGUAAAUAAUACAAGAAAGGCUCAAAAUAAUAGUGUUGACACAUUAAUAAAUAAAACAGGGAACAACGUAAAUAUAUCAAGUGCAAACGUUGAGAUCAAAGAAAAUUUAACCACUCCUGUGCUUAAAAAUGAAACUAAAAAAGGACAAGACAGCAGUAAAAUGUCAAAUGUCGACUUAAAUAAUAAAAAUAAGUUCAGUUGCAAUAAUCGUAAUCGCGGUAAAUAUUCAGAUGAUAAUGAUUGUCAAUACUUUUAUAUAUGCAUAGGAAGUCAAUACGAACCAAUUCAUGGAAUAUGUCCUAACAAUACAGUUUUUAGUGAAAUUUCAAAACAGUGCACAAAAAAUUUGUCACAUUGUAUCAGAAAUAAUCAAUUUCAGUGUACAUCAGAAGGAAGGUACAUAGACGUUUUUUCAGAUCAGUUCUACUAUAUAUGUGUAAAGAAAGCAGAUCGAUACAUAAGAUUUAAACUAAAGUGUCAGAAAGGUUAUAGUCUUAAUAAAUCAAAAUUACAAUGCAUUUUAGAUUCACUAAAUGGGUUUAAAUCCAAUGAAGACGGCUCAAAGAUAGAUAGUGCAAGAAGUACAGCGGAGAGUAAAUCAAUAGACUCAAAAGAACAAAAAAACGAUUUUGAAUGUAAUAAAGAAGGAAAAUUUGUGUUUAAGGAUGAUUGCAGAAAAUAUUACCAAUGUAAAAGAAGUAGAAAAGCGGAGUUUCGUCGAAAGAUUAAAAAGUGUGAUUCCGGAGAAGUUUUUAAUCAUAAAAAGAAAAAAUGUGUGAAUGAGGAAAGUUAUGAAUGUGAAGAUUAAAUUUACUACGAUAUGUAUAUACUUACUUUUAAUUAUUUAUUUUACUAACAAUUGGCAUUAAUUUUUACAUUA
Molecule: messenger RNA, 5841 nt
Organism: Bicyclus anynana (squinting bush brown)
Lineage: Eukaryota; Metazoa; Arthropoda; Insecta; Lepidoptera; Nymphalidae
Product: homeobox-like protein HDP1
Exons: 2
Coding region: 1-5769 (1922 amino acids)
Cellular component (GO): extracellular region
Molecular function (GO): chitin binding
Source: RefSeq, a predicted model, not a curated record